Messenger RNA from Anopheles marshallii, 1137 nucleotides. It is a transcript of the gene cact, whose product is annotated as NF-kappa-B inhibitor cactus. The coding region runs from base 1 to 1137 and encodes 378 amino acids. NCBI's taxonomy places the organism in Eukaryota, Metazoa, Arthropoda, Insecta, Diptera, Culicidae. Gene Ontology annotation, molecular function: protein binding. The transcript has 5 exons. The record is from RefSeq and is a predicted model, not a curated record.
AUGCAUCCGUCACGAGGAUCAGCAAUGAAUAACGUUUCGAUUACAGAUUCUUGUGGUCAGCCGUUGUGUGAAAAGAAGGACUACUGUGACAGUGUCAAUACCGAUUCUGGGUUUCUUUCGGGCCAUAACCUCAACUCGUCUGAGAUUUUUGGGACGGAAGAAAGUGGUUCGUCGGAAACUAAUCCCAGGAACGUUGGUGCGCAUACAUCGCCUCCUGCGAGUGAGAAACAGAUCGAGCAGGAACCGUGUUCGAACGUCGACUCCGGGAUGAUUCCGGAUGAAGAGUGUAACUCCCGUGAUAUGGGGUUGACCGACAUCUGCGAACGUUUCGAUCGUUUGAUGAAGCGUGACUGGAUGAAAAGUUUUCAACAGGAUGAAAUGGGUGAAACCCAGCUUCAUCUGGCCGUAUACGAGAGAAAUGAUGAGCAUAUUGCCAAGCUGGUUACAAAUCUUCCGCGACAAUUCCUUAACAUCCAGAACGACGAUGGGCAAACGGCACUGCAUUUGGCUGUCCUGACCGAUCAGUCCAAGAUUGUGCGUCGCCUGUUGAGCGCCGGUAGUGAUCGGUCUGUCCGUGAUGUAGAUGGCAAUACCGCCCUACAUCUGGCCAGUGCUAUGGGCAACGGGAACAUCGUCAAAGAGCUGCUCGCACCGCCAUCGUUCAACGAGAUCCCGCAGGGAGUAUCGCAUACAAAAGUGCCACAGGAUAUUGAAUCGUGGAAUUACGAUGGUAAAACGUGUGUUCAUUUAGCGGCCGAAGCUGGUAGCAUAGAAGUAAUUCGAACACUACUCGACGCCGGUGCCGACAUUAACGCAAGGGAAGGAAAAUCCGGAAUGUCUCCACUGCACAUCAGUAUCGAGAGGGGCAACGAAGGGCUGGCAAACUUUUUGCUCGAUGAAUGUCCACUUCUCUCGCUGGAGGCGGUUACUUACGCGGGGAUGACGGCUUACCAGCUUGCUCUCAUACAAGACAAACGCAUGCUGAUCAGUGACCUGACGAGACGUGGAGCGGAACCAAUUUCCCUACCGGAAAGUGAUGUGGAAUCCGAUUCUGAUGACGAAAUGAUCAGUAACUACUACGGGGCGAGUGCAUUUUCGGCAGCUUUCACGGGAUUAUCGGCUAUCAAUGUAUCUUAA